Molecule: messenger RNA, 1617 nt
Organism: Botrytis byssoidea
Lineage: Eukaryota; Fungi; Ascomycota; Leotiomycetes; Helotiales; Sclerotiniaceae
Exons: 2
Coding region: 1-1617 (538 amino acids)
Biological process (GO): regulation of transcription by RNA polymerase II
Cellular component (GO): nucleus
Molecular function (GO): RNA polymerase II cis-regulatory region sequence-specific DNA binding; DNA-binding transcription factor activity, RNA polymerase II-specific
Source: RefSeq, a predicted model, not a curated record
AUGACCUUAUCACCACCACCGUCAAGGAAUAGCGAAAUGUUUCAACACGAUCUUCAUCAUUUGGUAGCGCAUAACGCCAAUACAUCUUAUCCGCAACCAAAAUACGAUCCAGAUGAAGGUAUUCACAUGCAGACACAUUACGAAUCACCCAUUUCGCAUGAAGAUCAAUACAUGCGCAGACCGCAGCAGACUAGCUACCCAUACCAGCAUCAACACCAAGACUCUGGAUUGGGAAUUCAAUAUGAGUAUCAUGAUUUUCAGGAACCCAUGUAUCAUGAUCAAUACAGCACACCAGCCAGUUCGCCCACUCCUCCAUCCCAAGAUAUGAUAAGAACGAGAAGUGGCCUUACAGGUCAACGAGGUGGACAUCAAACUUUGAGACCCAUACCUGAGGGACGUCAUCGAGCAGAGAAAUCGCCAAAAAUGAAGAAGGCUAAGAAGGAGAAGGUGAAGGCUGAGAAGAAGGUGGCAAAAUUGGAUAAACCGUUGAGUGAACUCACCAAAGAUUGGAAACAUGUUCCAGUUGCCGAUAUCGAAACAUACGUGAAUAGGUCGGCCGACGAGAGACGACGGGAGGUAGAUGAGGGUAAAGUGCCAGGGAAAGUCAAGAGACCAAUGAAUUCCUUCAUGCUCUAUCGCAAAGCAUAUCAGAACCGAACGAAAGAUUGGUGCCUACAAAAUAACCAUCAAGUUGUUUCGCAAGUCUGUGGUGAUAGUUGGCCAUUGGAACCCGAUGCUGUAAAAGAGCAGUUCAGUGAAUGGGCCAGGAUUGAACGUAUCAAUCAUCAGAACGCGCAUCCGGGAUACAAGUUCUCUCCAACAAAACCUGGUGCUGGUAAAGCAGCUAAAAGGAAGAUGUCUGAAGACAUUGCUUCUGAUGAUUCUGAUUUGACUGAUUUCGAUUGGCAAGGAGGAGGUCAGUCAAAGAAGAGACGGAAUCUUCGCAAUCAACAGAGACCCAUGCAGCAACAGCCCGUCAUGUAUCCUACAACCAGAUCUGCUUACCACUACUCUUCGCGCGAACAUUCUAUGGAGCCAAAUUAUGCCAACUAUAACAAAUCCUCGUAUCAAAUUGCGAAUCCGGGAAAGCAGCCUCCUGCUCAGUACAAUCAAGCAGGUAUGCAACCUGGAGAAUACUAUCAGCAGACCAUUCAAAGUAACCCCUUAGUAGCCGGCGUUGAAGAUGUCAUCAUCAAAAAGACGCCAGCUCCAGGUGUUCAUUCGUAUCAAGUUAGUAUUCCGGGAGGACAAGAUUUCGAUAUCAUGCACCCGCAACCUCACUAUACACCUUCGCCUCAGCCGGAUUUCAGAAUAGAUCCUUCUUUGAUGACUCAAGACCACGGUCAUUACGAGAAUAACAAUUAUCAUGAAGGUCAUCCUGAUGGAGUGUAUUUUGGUAGUAAUCAUGAAUCAGAGCAGGCAUGGCAAGCUGGGUACGGAAUAAAUGAUAGAGAGAUGGAUCCUGCUCUUCAAUAUCUCCCCGAACAGCAUGUCGACAAAGGACAAAUUCAUGAUCAACAGAUGGAUGUUUUGCGAGGACAUCAAGAAGGAUGGCAGAUUGAAACGCUGGAUAGUGGUCGAGAGUUUGAUAACUGGAUGGGAGCUGGUGAGGAAUAG